Myotis davidii is the source of this 1435-nucleotide messenger RNA. It is a transcript of the gene ZBTB6, whose product is annotated as zinc finger and BTB domain containing 6. The transcript has 2 exons. The coding region runs from base 105 to 1355 and encodes 416 amino acids. NCBI's taxonomy places the organism in Eukaryota, Metazoa, Chordata, Mammalia, Chiroptera, Vespertilionidae. Gene Ontology annotation, biological process: regulation of transcription by RNA polymerase II. Gene Ontology annotation, molecular function: protein binding; DNA-binding transcription factor activity, RNA polymerase II-specific; RNA polymerase II cis-regulatory region sequence-specific DNA binding. The record is from RefSeq and is a predicted model, not a curated record.
GGUGGUUGACACCGGAUGUAUUUCCUUCCAGACUAAGCCCACCUUCCGGUCCGGGUGCUUCGCUGAGGAAACGUCGGUUCUGGUUUUCCGAGUGGAUUUUGACCAUGGCUGCGGAGUCUGAUGUUCUGCACUUCCAGUUCGAACAGCAAGGAGAUGCAGUCUUGCAGAAAAUGAAUCUCUUGAGACAGCAGAAUUUAUUUUGUGAUGUAUCAAUUUAUAUUAAUGACACUGAGUUCCAGGGGCACAAGGUGAUAUUUGCUGCUUGCUCCACUUUCAUGAGAGAUCAGUUUUUACUCACACAGUCAAAACAUGUCAGAAUUACCAUCUUGCAGAGUGCAGAAGUUGGCAGAAAAUUGUUGCUCUCUUGCUAUACUGGAGCACUUGAAGUGAAAAGGAAAGAGCUUUUGAAAUACUUGACUGCUGCUAGUUACCUUCAGAUGGUUCACAUUGUGGAAAAGUGCACAGAAGCUUUGUCAGGAUACCUGGAAAUUGACCUUUCUAUGAAAAACAACAAUCAACAUACCGACCUGUGUCAAUCCUCUAACCCAGAUGUUAAAAAUGAGGAAGAAAAUGCAGAUAAGGACUGUGAGAUCAUCGAAAUUUCAGAAGAUAGUCCUGUAAACAUAGAUUUCCACGUUAAAGAAGAGGAAAGCAAUGUGUUGCAGUCUACAGUAGAGAGCUUGACGUCAGAGAGACAGGAAAUGAAGUCACCAGAGCUGUCUUCAGUUGAUAUAGGUUUUAAAGACAAUGAAAUUUGUAUCCUCCGUGUGGAAUCUAUAAAUACCGAUGGUGUAGAAAAUGGGCAGUUUUCACAGCCUUGUACCUCUUCAAAAGCAAGCAUGUAUUUCUCUGAAACACAGCAUUCACUGAUCAAUUCUACGGUUGAGAGCAGGGUGGCAGAAGUUCCUGGGAACCAAGAUCAGGGCUCAUUUUGUGGGAAUACUGAAGGAAGUCAUGGAACAGCAAAUGAGAUUCAGAACCUGGAAGAUAUUUAUUCACUGAGGCACCAGUGCCCCAGGUGUCCACGAGGAUUUCUUCAUGUUGAAAAUUAUCUGCGCCACCUUAAGAUGCAUAAACUGUUCUUGUGCCUACAGUGUGGGAAAACAUUUACACAGAAGAAAAAUCUCAACCGGCACAUUCGAGGGCACAUGGGCAUACGGCCCUUUCAGUGUACUGUGUGCUUGAAGACAUUUACCGCUAAAAGCACGUUGCAGGACCACUUGAACAUACAUAGUGGGGAUCGGCCAUACAAAUGCCAGUGUUGUGACAUGGAUUUCAAGCACAAAUCUGCCCUGAAAAAGCAUGUGACCUCUGUGCAUGGCCGGAGCAGUGGUGAAAAAAAUACCUAUUCAUGAUCUCAAAAAACAAAAUCUAUUAUAAGUAGAAUCACACCUUGCUAUGGAAGUUAUGUUAGGCAAGUCUUUCUGUAGAAAUG